GCAUGAGCGGGUCGGCGGCGGAAGGCAGGGCCCGCGAGGAGGAGCCCCGGGAGCCGCCGCCGCCGCCGCCACCGCCUCCUCCUCCUCCUUCCCUCCCUCAGUGUCCGCCCGAGCCGGCCCGGGAGGGGAGAGAGGCCCGCAGCCCCCACCAUGAACAAGUUGAAGUCAUCGCAGAAAGACAAAGUUCGCCAAUUCAUGAUCUUCACACAGUCCAGUGAAAAGACCGCCGUGAAUUGCCUGUCUCAAAAUGACUGGAAAUUAGAUGUUGCAACAGAUAAUUUUUUCCAGAAUCCUGAACUGUAUGUACGAGAAAACAUAAAAGGGUCGUUGGACAGAAAGAAGUUAGAGCAAUUAUAUAAUCGAUAUAAAGAUCCCCAAGAUGAGAAUAAAAUCGGUAUAGAUGGUAUACAGCAGUUUUGUGAUGACCUAGCACUGGAUCCCGCCAGUAUUAGCGUGUUGAUCAUUGCCUGGAAGUUCAGAGCCGCAACUCAGUGCGAGUUCUUGAAGAUGGAAUUCAUGGAUGGGAUGACGGAAUUGGGAUGUGACAGCAUAGAGAAACUGAAGGCCCAGCUUCCUAAAAUGGAGCAAGAAUUAAAAGAGCCGGGAAGAUUUAAGGAUUUUUAUCAGUUCACUUUCAACUUCGCAAAGAACCCAGGACAGAAGGGUUUAGAUUUAGAAAUGGCCAUCGCCUACUGGAAUUUAGUACUUCACGGAAGAUUUAAAUUCCUAGACUUGUGGAACAAAUUUUUAUUGGAACAUCAUAAAAGAUCUAUACCGAAGGACACUUGGAACCUUCUUCUAGACUUCAGUACGAUGAUAGCGGAUGAUAUGUCAAAUUAUGAUGAGGAAGGGGCCUGGCCGGUUCUUAUUGACGACUUUGUGGAAUUUGCACGCCCUCAAAUUGCUGGGAUAAAAAGUACGACAGUGUAGCGCUAAACGAACCUUCUGGAAUGUACAUAGCCUUGUACAAAUAAAAAUAAACGAGGACCGAUUGCACAGUCGAUUUCCGCUGGCAGGACUGAACAGGACUGAAGACCAAUCCUCGCAAAGUGAAGGCUGAGGGUUGAGACCAACCUUUUAAGGAUCUCCCUUGGACCAUAUCAGACUGCGGCCAUCUCAGGCUCCUCUCCUAGCCCGGGCCAGCCUGGCUUAUUUAAAGAAAAAAACAAAAACUCCAGCAGUGUGGACUUUUUUUUUUUUUAAAUGGAGGACCCUCAUCAUUCCCAUAAACCUUAAAAUGUG
Molecule: messenger RNA, 1242 nt
Organism: Heteronotia binoei (common prickly gecko)
Lineage: Eukaryota; Metazoa; Chordata; Lepidosauria; Squamata; Gekkonidae
Gene: DCUN1D1
Product: defective in cullin neddylation 1 domain containing 1
Exons: 7
Coding region: 151-930 (259 amino acids)
Biological process (GO): protein neddylation; positive regulation of ubiquitin-protein transferase activity
Cellular component (GO): ubiquitin ligase complex
Molecular function (GO): ubiquitin conjugating enzyme binding; cullin family protein binding; ubiquitin-like protein binding
Source: RefSeq, a predicted model, not a curated record